Messenger RNA from Mya arenaria, 508 nucleotides. RefSeq names its product neogenin-like. Bases 68 to 508 code for a protein of 146 amino acids. NCBI's taxonomy places the organism in Eukaryota, Metazoa, Mollusca, Bivalvia, Myida, Myidae. The transcript has 3 exons. The record is from RefSeq and is a predicted model, not a curated record.
GCCAUCGGAUAAAAAAAACUCGCAUGUUGUUUUUGUUCAUAAAAAUAGGCCCAAUGUGUACUUCUCUAUGGAUGGAUUAUUUAAGUGGAGCCUGUGGUUGGUUGCGGUAGUGCUAGCUGGCCCCUGCGCCCAAGGGGACACAGCCAAUACCAACACAGACAAGGGUCUCGCUAUCGCGCAUGGGAAGACCUCACACUUUAUUGUGCACAAAAAUGACGAACUAGUGAUUAAUUGCUCAGUGGUAUAUAACACCUCAUUAGGGCCAGCUAACUACACAUGGCUCAAGAAUGACGAGUUUCUGGAUUUUACCUCACGAAGAAUUCAAGUGUUCACGAACGGGUCCUUGUAUAUUCGCCGGAUUUUGCAUCGACCAAGAAAGGACAUAAGUGAUGACGGUCGUUACAAAUGUUAUGUUCGACUCGAAAAUGCUGGCACAGUUAUUGCGAGGGACGUUCAAAUCAGUGUUGCUGACUUUUUCUAUAACAUGGUGAUGCAAGACAGCAAUUAA